Dentiscutata erythropus is the source of this 650-nucleotide messenger RNA. NCBI's taxonomy places the organism in Eukaryota, Fungi, Glomeromycota, Glomeromycetes, Diversisporales, Gigasporaceae. The record is from the annotation of a GenBank genome assembly.
UAGCCUACGGUCAAGAUAAUACAGACGAGAUUCCACAUAAUUCUAAUACUGCAAUCGAUGCAUUUUCAUAUAAUGAUUUGGAAAAUAACACUAGUCAAGACAAUCAAGAUACUACAAAUAUCGAUGCAGAUCAAGGUAAUAAAAUCCCCGCAAAUAACGUAUCACCAUCAUUAAAAAGUAUUCUUCGUUCUUCUGUUCAAAAAAAUAAUGAUAUCAAAAAAGCUGAAUACAAUGCACAAAAUUCUGGUGCUUUAAAUGAUAUCGAUAAAAAAAGAAAAAGAGGACGGGCGGCUAAAGAACCUUCUUCACAUAAGGCUGUUGAUCAGAGCACAAAACAUUUAAAAAUAAUUUCUUCAAGACUUUUACUUGUCAGAAAAUUUAUGUACUGUCGUACAUACGUACAUACAUACGUUGUAGCGGUGCGUGACGACAAUAGUUCCGUAGUAGUGGUGACACUUGGAUUAACUCUACUCUAUAAUCUCCUAAACAUAAUGAAUAAGAUACUUCUAUCGAGGCGUGCAUUGACUUUGGUCCGAGGAAUUAGGAAAAAAGGCAGCGAACUUUUAUAUUCUGAACCUAUUAAAAGAGUACUGCAAGACAAAUACACUUAUUUCUUUGAAAUUUCAAACUCAAAACUGGCUUUAUUUUAG